AUGCUCAGUGAGAAAAAUGCAUGCUACUUAUGUAAGUAGUCACUUUUUACAAAGCAUAUUUUUACAUGCAGCCGGAAAGAAUUUCAGUCUACUGCCGACAUCCUUAGGUAACUGAAUUAUCAUAGAAUUAUGCUGCAUGAGGAUUAGUUUUACAACCCUACGUAAUCAAUCUUUUCAGUACGAAAACGCACCUUACGUUCUUGUAAUUCUUUUAUGACAGGACACUGUCUCCUAAAAAGGCACUUUUUUAAUCACUCAAUUAAAUCCCGUUGACUUGGAAAUGAUCAUAAAUGUAACGUACUUUUUACAUCGUUUCGGCAUCUUUAUGAAUCCUUACUGCUUUUGUGUAAAAUCUACGCAGAAUCAACCCUUUAAUGUUUACUUCAUAGUAAGUUACAUCUUCGUAAAGUGUUUAAGAGAAUAGAAUUCGAAUUCCAAACCGUUUUUAUUUAAUUAAUGAAUAAUUUUGAAAUCUUUUUGCCGUUGCGCACGCGUUUGGAAACUAUUAUUCGGCAGAUGCGCUGCACCAACUCAGGGACUGGAUUGGUGUUCGGCAAGCGUUUUCAGGAAUACGCACCCAUAACAAAUGCCAAUAUUCGGGCACGCCUAGGUGCAUGCUCACGCCACGCCAACUGGGAUCCGUUACGCCCCAAUUUCUCUUGUUGUGUAAAAUCCAGGUCAUUGUACGUUAUGGACUAGGGGUGGUGCAGCACGCCUUGGUGCGAAUUUUUCAUCAAGCCAGCCACCUGCGCUCCCUUCGGUCUCCGGUCUUCUUGACUCCGUCGUGGCACCGGGCCCAGGUGGGAGAAAAGGGUAGAGUGCUGUAGACGCUGCGAAAGUCUACUAUCACUGUAAAUUAACACACCCGCAUUCCACCGUCCCUGCUCUCGCCCUGCUGUGGAACACAUGGUGGACGUCAUCGGUCAUGACAGCCAAGCUGUCAGAGGAUUGUAAACUGCACGUCGUCAUUGGACGAUCAUAAAACAUAGCAGUUGAUACGGGUCACAUCUUACACUUCCGAAACAGCAUUCCUACACGCAGGAAUGCGAUGCUACUUCAAUAAACCUCUCAAGGUCUUACAAUCUCUCUUAAGAUCGGCGAAAUUGGCAGAUCCAGGCUAAUUAUUUGAAGAAGAAGAAGAUGAUGAUGAUGAUAAUGAUGAUGAUGAUGAUGAUGAGGAGGAGGAUGAUGAUGAUGAUGAUGAUGAUGAUGAGGAGGAUGAUGAUGAUGAUGAUGAUGAUGAUGAUGAUGAUGAUGAUGAUGAUGAUGAUGAUGAUGAUGAUGAUGAUGAUGAUGAUGAUGAUGAUGAUGAUGAUGAUGAUGAUGAUGAUGAUGAUGAUGAUGAUGGGCUCUCCGGAUCACGUUUAUUUGGAUGCUAA
This is a messenger RNA of Spirometra erinaceieuropaei, 1379 nucleotides long. NCBI's taxonomy places the organism in Eukaryota, Metazoa, Platyhelminthes, Cestoda, Diphyllobothriidea, Diphyllobothriidae. The record is from the annotation of a GenBank genome assembly.